AUGCUCCCGGCUGUCAGAUGCAGAGCGUCUCCUUCAUACGUGGCCUUCCGGCAGAGCAUCCUCCGCCCACAGCGCACCUACGCUACGCAGACACAGGAAGUACCCGCGAGGUCCACGCCGAAGAAUGUCCAGGCGGUCCGACGACCUGGCGUACGCGGAAACAAGGCCGCCUAUGAGUCCCGCGCACGCGCCCAGCAGGCCGCCGCAGGGUUAUCACCGAACAUGAGCGAGGAGGAGCAACAGCUGAAGCAGUUGGAGAUGAUGGAACGGUACCAGGAGAUGUACCCCUCUCUUGACAUUUACGAUCAGAAUGUGCCCACUAUGGAUGUCUACAUCCCCAAACCGGUUAGGGGAGGACCGCUCACGGAGAUACAUCGACGGAUAGGAGAUAAUUUGUGGAACUGGGGUCACAAUGCCCUUGCUCUACACCGACUUUCAAAAAAACUUGCGGUGCCUGAGUUCCCGGAAGCGUCCCCGUGGUCGAAGAAUAUCUUCCAGUUGGCGUCCACCAAGCCCAACGCUUACAUGGCCAACUUCCGCCGUUUGACAAAGGACCUCUAUUCGAAAAUCAAUGUGGCGGUUGCCGCUGGCGAUGAGAACACGAUCAAGCAGCUGGCCAUACCGCCUUACCGUGACCGUCUACUCACUCACAUUCGCCGGAGGCAGUCCGAAGACCGAUUAUAUGAAUGGAAGUUGCAUCGAGAGUUAGCUCCAAAUUCAGUAAUCAGUCUUCGUGCUCAGGAGCUCUACAUGUCGACCAAACCGCCGGUGACGGGUCAACGAUGGCUCAUACACGCGUUGGUCAGGUUUGAUAGUUUACAGACGUUGUCAACCUACAACCGCAGAGGCAUGCUCAUCAAGCGCACUGACCCCAAAGAAGUCAAAGAUUACCUCGUCUUCGAGAAAAAGACAUGGCUGUCUGACUCCCGCUGGCAGAUCCGGGAUCAAUUGUAUGAGUCGCUGAAUACGCGCGCCAUACCACUAGCCGAGUAUCACCGGGGUUGA
This is a messenger RNA of Punctularia strigosozonata HHB-11173 SS5, 1005 nucleotides long. RefSeq lists its product as uncharacterized. Gene Ontology annotation, cellular component: mitochondrion. The record is from RefSeq and is a predicted model, not a curated record. Bases 1 to 1005 code for a protein of 334 amino acids. Lineage: Eukaryota; Fungi; Basidiomycota; Agaricomycetes; Corticiales; Punctulariaceae. The transcript has 8 exons.